This is a messenger RNA of Castor canadensis (American beaver), 1659 nucleotides long. RefSeq names its product zinc finger protein 648 (gene Znf648). Gene Ontology annotation, biological process: regulation of transcription by RNA polymerase II. Gene Ontology annotation, molecular function: RNA polymerase II cis-regulatory region sequence-specific DNA binding; DNA-binding transcription factor activity, RNA polymerase II-specific. Lineage: Eukaryota; Metazoa; Chordata; Mammalia; Rodentia; Castoridae. The record is from RefSeq and is a predicted model, not a curated record. Gene Ontology annotation, cellular component: transcription regulator complex; chromatin; PcG protein complex.
AUGGCACAAGUGGACUCCCAGGACAGGUGGGGCAAGAUGGCUCUUGGCAGCUUGACUCAUGACACUCAGAUGCUGACCAUGAACUUAGAGAGUGAGAAUGAGGACGGUGGGGAAGAAGGAGAUAAAGGGGACCCAGGUGAGGUGGCAGCCCUUCCAAUGGGCAGCUGCCCAGUAACCCAGGACAAUCCUUGCUUGCAGUGGCAGCAUCCAUCCUGCAAGGAGGAAAAGGAAUUCUCUAACUCCUUCAGUGCUGGGGACAAGGGGGAGAUGCCUGGGAAGAUGGCCAGCAGGGAAAGAGAGGAAUCAGAGAUCACGAAAACUCAGGACUCCCCUGGUACAGGCACUGCUGCUCUGGCUGCCCUUCCCAGCAGCCUAUCACAUAAGUUAUUAGGUCGGACACAAGAUCCUAGUGACGAUGGAGACUCAAAGGCAAACCAGGACGCAGCGUUGCACGCCUCAUCCAGCUUUCUGAGCACUGGAGAGUAUUUCUGUGCGCAGAAAAAUGUAGACACUUCCCAAGACAACUCUCUCGAGAAUGUCCCCAGGGCGGAGAGCAGGUGGGACUUUUCCAGAAGGGAGACACCAGUUCAAGCGUCGGCCACCUCAGCCAGCCUGGCAGUAGCAGUGUUGGCAAAAGUGCACAGCAGCACCAAAGACCAGAACGGGGAGCGCACGGGAGAGAGCCUGCAGGUGGAAGCGCGUCCCCGUGGGUGCCAAAGGAGCGGACGUGCCUUCCUCAAGCCCAGCAAGUUGCCCAGCCCUGCGGAGCGCAGCGCCCCUAAGCCCUACGCGUGCGAGCUGUGCGGGAAAGCCUACUCCCAUCGCGGCACGCUCCAGCAGCACCGGCGCCUGCACACCGGAGAGCGGCCCUACCGGUGUCCCUUCUGCGAUAAGGCCUACACCUGGUCCUCUGACCACCGGAAGCACAUCCGCACCCACACUGGUGAGAAACCAUACCCGUGCCAGGACUGUGGAAAGGCCUUUGUGCGCUCCUCGGACCUGCGCAAACACCAGCGCAAUUUGCACAGCAACAACAAGCCCUUCCCGUGCGUGCAGUGCGGCCAGACCUUCAACAAGCCGCUGUCGCUGCUGCGCCAUCAGCGCACGCACCUGGGCGAGAAGCCAUUCCGCUGCCCCUCCUGCGACCGGGAGUUCGCGGUGGCCAGCCGCAUGGUGGAGCACCAGCGCGUGCACUCUGGAGAGCGGCCCUUCCCUUGCCCCACCUGCGGCAAGUGCUUCACCAAAUCUUCCAACCUGUACGAGCACCAGACGCUGCACACCGGCCAGAGGCCCUUCAAGUGCGCCGACUGCGGCGUGGCCUUUGCGCAGCCCUCGCGCCUAGUGCGCCACCAGCGCAUUCACACCGGUGAGAGGCCCUUUCCUUGCACGCAGUGUGGCCAGGCCUUCGCCCGAUCCUCAACCCUGAAGCGGCAUCAACAGAUCCACUCCGGGGAGAAGGGCUUCCUGUGUGCUGAGUGUGGCAAGUCGUUCCGCAUUGCCUCCGAGCUGGCUCAGCACAUUCGGAUGCACAAUGGGGAAAGGCCCUACCAAUGUGAGGACUGUGGCCAGGCCUUCACCCGCUCCAAUCACCUCCAACGACACCGAGUCAAGCAUGACACCUGUAAGAAAGAGCCCAUUCCUCCUUCCUCUGACGAGUGA